Messenger RNA from Cokeromyces recurvatus, 1359 nucleotides. Its product is annotated as heme oxygenase-domain-containing protein. Gene Ontology annotation, molecular function: heme oxygenase (decyclizing) activity; heme binding. Gene Ontology annotation, biological process: heme catabolic process; heme oxidation; response to oxidative stress. The record is from RefSeq and is a predicted model, not a curated record. Bases 28 to 1275 code for a protein of 415 amino acids. The transcript has 6 exons. NCBI's taxonomy places the organism in Eukaryota, Fungi, Mucoromycota, Mucoromycetes, Mucorales, Mucoraceae.
UUUUUUUUCGAACCAAAAAUAAUAAUAAUGUCUUCUGAUAUUCCACCUCACCCUGGUCUUGAUACAUUAACUAAUAUUGAAGAACUUAAGCACCUUUGCCCUGCUUUUUCAAAAGGUUGUCCUUAUGCAAAACUAGAAGAAGUAGAUACUGUUGUAGUGAAUCGAGGUGAACUUUCUCGAUGUCCUGCUUUUAAAGAAGGAUGUCCAUUUUCAAAUAAAAGUAAAGAAGAGCUAUUAACUUUAAUGAAUCAAAUACCUAGCGAUCAUCCUACUUUAAAUAUGUCUGAACUUCCUUCUUGCGAAGAAGGUGUUGCCCUUGUUAAGAUGUUGAACCAAUUUCUUGACAGGUCUCAACUUGAGAAUAUUUUUAAUAUCAAAUCUGAAAACGAAGUAAAGGUUGAAGAAUCAACAGAUUAUUUAAAAGAUCCUCAAUUGGCAUCGGCUAUGCGUGAAGGCACAAAAGCUGUUCAUAGAGCUGCUGAAACAAGUGUAUUUACAAGACGUUUUCUGAAGGGCGACAUCAACGCUGAUGAAUAUGGUCGUUAUAUCAAUUCCCUUUAUUUUGUUUACAAAUAUAUGGAAGAGUUACUUGAAGAAUACAAGGAGCAUCCAGUUGUUAAGCUUAUUUAUUUUCCACAUGAAUUAAACAGAAAAGAAAGUCUUGUAAAAGAUCUUGAAUAUUUUUAUGGUCAAGAACAAGCAGCUCAAUUAAUAAAUUCAGAAACGAUGACACCCGCCGUUAAGAACUAUGUUCAAGCAAUGAAAGAUGCUUGUCUCAAGAGUCCUGCUCUUUUAAUCGCUCAUAGUUAUUCACGUUACUUGGGUGACUUGAGUGGUGGUCAAAUUCUUGCUAAACGUCUCAAAAAACAUGUACUUCAUCUAGACGAUACUGUUUGGGAUACAACAGAAGGACUCCAUUUUUAUAAUUUUAGUAACUUGGGUAAUCAAGCCGAUUUCAAGAAUUUUUAUCGCGAUCGUUUGAAUGCUGCUAAAGUGAACGAAGAAACAAGGGAUCUCAUCGUUUCUGAAGCUGUUCGAUCAUUUGAGUUAAAUAUUGCAUUGUUUAAUGAAAUUCAAGAGCUCUCUGAGACAAAUAAGCUGACAGCUACCAUGAUUCAACAAAAGGAAGAGAAACUUGAUGUUAAUGAUCAGGAACAUCAAGAAAUGAAUAAGGAGACUUCUGUUACUAUAACUAAAUGGUUUAGUCUAAUCACUGUAACUGUUGCCACUAUCGCUAUUGGUACUGCUAUUUACCAACGCUAUUACAAAAAGUAAUAUUUUAUUUUAUUUUAUUUAUUUAUCUGUUUGUAUUUUAAACUCGAAGACCAAAAUACCAAUAUAAUAAAACUAAUAAUAAAG